AUGAACUCCACUGAGUGGGCUACACUUACUGAAUUUGUUAAGUACUUGGGUCGAACUGGAAAAUGUAAGGUUGAAGAAACACCCAAGGGAUGGUUCAUUACAUACAUAGAUAGAGAUUCAGAAACCCUGUUCAAGGAGAAGACGAAGAAUAAGCGAAUCAAGGCAGAUUUGGUAGAUGAAGAAAAACAAGAGAAAGAGAUCCAAAAACAAAUUGAAAGGGCUGAGCAAUUGAUGCAACUAUCUAAUCCAGAGUCCGAUCAGCCUUCACAGGUAGAGACUACAAGGAAACUAAAUGCAGAAGAUGGAAUUAAGAUAGGAUUUUCUCUUGGGCCGUCUGUUAAACCUAUAGCCAAGGAUAAAGGCGAGGCAUUGAGGAUGGCGUUUGAUGAGGCUGACAAAGAGAAAUUUGAGGAAAAGAAUCAUGUGAACAAUUUGAAGAGGAAAGAAAGUGGUGGUGGAAAUCAACUUUGGAUGAAAUGA
Molecule: messenger RNA, 480 nt
Organism: Lathyrus sativus (Indian pea)
Lineage: Eukaryota; Viridiplantae; Streptophyta; Magnoliopsida; Fabales; Fabaceae
Source: the annotation of a GenBank genome assembly